GAGGUCAAUCUGAACCACCCGGCUUCCGUAGCGCUCAUUGGACAAACCCUGAACAAACCGGACAGAACGCAGAGAGCGCGUAAAGUUCGUGUAGCUGCCAAAAAGCAAAAGAGCUCCCGCUUUGCACCAAUGCUGUGCACUGGCACUACGUCGGGCUGUAAAAGUAGACGGACACACACCGGAAACAAGCUGUCAUGUUUUCCAGCAGGUGGAGGUUCGGCUCGGACAGGUACAGUGAGGUGAACCUCUUUACUGACCCCUAUGAGGCCAAUGUAGAGACCCUCUCCCAGGCCAUCAGAGCUGCAGCGUCUGAGGAGCCAGAUGUAGAUGGCAGCGUGCUGUUUGGCCACCUGAAGGGCACUGUGGUUGGCCUCAGAUAUUACACAGGGGUGGUGAAUCAAGGGGAAAUGGUCGGUUUAGUGCGACAGCCUGAGAAUCCAUACGAUCGCAAUGCAGUGAUGGUCGCCAACAUUUAUGGCAACCAAGUGGGUCACAUCAAGCGGGAGCUGGCAGCAGCCAUGGCCCAUGUCAUGGACAAAAAUUUGGCUAAAGUAGAGGGAGUGGUACCCUCAGGGACAAAAAACCAAUUUACCAUGCCAGUGAUGCUGUCCUUCUGGGGGAAAGAAGAGAACAAAAAUGCUGUGAUUGAAGGCAUGGCACGUCGCGGAUUUAAACUGAACACAGGUGGAAGCAGCGCAACAGGUACAUAUCAGAAAUCCUCUAAUAGUCAAGGUGCUUGUGCAAUGUCAUCUAAAAAAGGAUUGACCAUCCCACUAACUGCAGAAGAGCUGAAGAAUGCAUUUGACAACCUCUUUGAUGGUCUGAUGGAGAGUAAAGAUGGAGAGAAAGAAGCAGCCGAGGCUGUGGGUACGCCUCUCCUGCCUCACCAGAAGCAGGCACUGUCCUGGAUGUGUGCUCGAGAGAACAAAUCUGCGCUGCCACCCUUUUGGGAGAAGAGAGGCGAGCUCUACUAUAACAGCCUCACGUGUUUCUCCGCCAAAGAAAUGCCAGAGAGAAUUCGUGGAGGAAUACUGGCAGAUGACAUGGGACUGGGGAAAACUCUGACAACCCUUGCUCUGAUUCUCACCAACUUUCACAAUGGAAAGCCUCUGCCUGUGGAGAAAUGUGAGGAGCACUCUUCACCUAUCAAAGCCAAAACUAAACCACAAGAAGGCAGCAGUGCAGGUGAUAAAGCAGAAGUGAGCCAGUCAGCAGCUGGUCCUCAAUGCUCAAACCUUCCUCAGGUGGAGGGGAUCUGUGUUAAUACGACAGAGGUAGUGGAGAUAGUGGACAAGUCAGAUAACAGUACGAGCAAAGGAAAGAAGAAAGCCAACAAGCGAAAGCCCAGUAAAGAGGCCCCAGUGAUGCUGGAAGAUCUGGACUUUGCUGCAGCACUUGGUGGCUCAGCAGCAGAUACAGGCUUAAAGAAGAAGAAGAAAACUGGCAAGAAGGCCGGUCCCACACAGAGUGUGGAAUCCUCCGUCAUUGAAAGUCCAGAUGAAUUAUCAGCUAGAACGACCCUCAUCAUCUGCCCGCUUUCUGUGAUCAGCAACUGGCUGCACCAGUUGGAGCAGCAUGUGCGUUCAAACGUGAAGCUAAACGUGUAUCUGUAUUACGGCUCAGAGCGUAACAGGAGCAAGGCCUUUCUGUCCUCUCAGGAUGUGGUGAUCACCACCUACAACGUCCUCUCUGCUGACUCUGGGAAUAAGAGUCCCCUCCACAGCAUCAAUUGGCUGAGGGUUGUGCUGGACGAAGGACAUGUUGUAAGAAACCCAAAUGCACAGAUGAGUAAGGCUGUUCUCGGCCUAAAAGCUCAGCGGCGCUGGAUUUUGUCAGGUACUCCUAUCCAGAACAGUGUGAAGGACCUGUGGAUGCUGCUGGCCUUCCUGCGUCUGAAGCCCUUUGAUGUGAGAGAGUGGUGGAACAGAGUGAUCCAGAGACCUGUUACUGGAGGAGACAGGGCCGGCCUGCAGAACCUUCAGACCCUGGUGAAGUGCAUCACCCUGCGGCGAACAAAGAGCAGUGAGGUGAACGGGCGCCCCCUGGUGUCUCUGCCUGAGAAGGCAGUAUGUGUGGAGCAGGUCGAGCUGAGCCAGACAGAGAGAGAGGAGUACGAGCUGGCACGUAAUGAGGGAAAAAACACCAUCAGCAAGUACGUAGCUGAAGGGACAGUGUUGAGGAAUUAUGCCGACGUGUUGGCCAUCCUGAUGAGGCUUCGACAGCACUGCUGCCACCCUGAUCUACUGGCAAAAACAUCCUCAGACCUGGGUGCUGCAGCUACACCCGGAGAGCUGCGGGAGCGUCUGAUAGACAAGCUACGGUUGGUGUUAGCCAGCGGCUCUGAUGAGGAGUGCUCUGUGUGUUUGGAGUCGGUGCAUCUGCCUGUCAUUACACACUGUGCCCAUGUUUACUGCCGGCCCUGCAUCGCCCAGGUUAUCAACACUGAGCAGGAAGCAGCACGCUGUCCUCUCUGUCGAAGUGAGAUCAAGGCCAAUGAACUGGUGGAGUUUCCACAGGAGGAAAUGGAGGAAGAGAAAAGUACAAACUCUGAUAAGUGGAGGACAAGCUCAAAGGUGCAGGCAUUGAUGGGAAACCUGCUCAGGCUGCGAUGUGAGGACAGCAGCAUUAAGUAUUUGGUCGUCUCUCAGUUUACACGCUUUCUCUCCAUACUGGAGACUCCACUCAGAGAGCAUGGUUUCAGUUUUGUGCGUUUGGACGGCACUAUGAGCCAAAAGAAGAGGACUCAGGUCAUCCAGGAGUUUCAGAGCUCUGCAGCCGGCAGCCCUGCCAUAAUGCUUCUGUCACUCAAAGCUGGAGGGGUGGGGCUAAACUUGACAGCCGCCUCUCAUGUUUUCCUCAUGGACCCUGCGUGGAAUCCUGCUACUGAGGAGCAGUGUAUUGACCGCUGUCACCGUCUGGGACAGACAAGGAAAGUCAUCGUCACAAAGUUCAUUGUCAAAGAUUCAGUGGAGGAGAACAUGGUGAAGAUCCAAAGGCAGAAGCAGGAUCUGGUGGAGAAGGCUUUUGGCUCCGCAAACGCAGAAAGGAAAACAUCUCGCAUUGAUGACAUCAAAGCUCUGAUGGAGCUGUAGAUGUUUAAUCACUUGGGAACAACACAAACAGUGGACUAUUUUGUUGGUUCAGAAAGUUCACAUCUGAAGGGCUGCAGAUUGUUUCAUUAUAUUGAAAAGUAAAAAUUGUUUGUGUAUAGGUUGGUUAACUGCUAUGUUAACGUUUUGUACUGAUUCAUUCAUCACUUGGGAAGCUUUCAUUUUUGUUUAUGUGAUGUGUAGGAGCUGUUUGUCUUGAUCUACUGUACGACUUGUUACUCUGGGACAAAAGUGAAGAAGAAAUACACACUUGUAGCAUCUUGAUUUGUCAAUAUGCAAAUUUAACAGCUGUUAAAUUUGCAUAUUGACAAUUCAGAUGUUCUGUAUGUUGUUGUCUUACUUGCCAUUUCUGGAUUGAAUAAAUGCAGCCUACUGAUAUUGUACCUUUGUAGUUACUGUAUUUAAUCAGACAGCAUCUUUUGGAACAUGAAAUUAAAGGGAAACUAUUUGUUUAACACACAA
This is a messenger RNA of Etheostoma spectabile (orangethroat darter), 3572 nucleotides long. It is a transcript of the gene hltf, whose product is annotated as helicase-like transcription factor. Gene Ontology annotation, cellular component: nucleus. Bases 195 to 3092 code for a protein of 965 amino acids. NCBI's taxonomy places the organism in Eukaryota, Metazoa, Chordata, Actinopteri, Perciformes, Percidae. Gene Ontology annotation, molecular function: nucleic acid binding; zinc ion binding; hydrolase activity, acting on acid anhydrides, in phosphorus-containing anhydrides. The transcript is spliced from 25 exons. The record is from RefSeq and is a predicted model, not a curated record. Gene Ontology annotation, biological process: DNA repair.